GUCAAACGGGACUGUUUGUUCUGGAUUUGGGGCGAGGAAGGUCUGCGAGCGCUGACAACCGACUGAGGAAGGUUUGACGCUCUGCCCUCUAUCAGUGUGUUGUGGUGUCCUUGCCCCCCACAGCGUGUCACUGACAAGCCUCCCGUGUUACCUCAGGACAUCGUUGCCUGACCAACUGAGAUAUGAUUACACAACUGAAUUAGACCAUAGCUGCACGGCAACAAACAUAGAGUCAAGUGAGGAGUGUAAUGGCCUGAGGGGGCUCCCCCCAGUCCCACCUGCCCCUGCCAGGUCCAGUCUGCCUAAACUGUCUGCUCAGCCACUGCAACACACAGCUGCAAUGGGAGACGGACUGGAGGCAGGCAGCAGCCAGAACCCUCCCUCUGCCCCACCGCCUCUCCCCUUCAACCAUCCAACACCUAACAUAGGAGGGAACUCCUCCAGACCCAAACGACAGACCAACCAGCUGCAGUACCUGCUUAAAGUGGUGUUGAAGACUUUAUGGAAGCACGACUUUGCAUGGCCCUUCCAAGCUCCUGUAGAUGCCGUCAAACUCAAUUUGCCCGACUACUAUGAGAUCAUCAAGAAUCCUAUGGACAUGGGUACAAUAAAAAAACGGCUGGAGAACAAUUACUACUGGAAUGCCCAGGAGUGUAUUCAAGACUUCAACACAAUGUUCACAAACUGCUACAUCUACAACAAGCCUGGGGAUGAUAUUGUCCUAAUGGCGGAGGCCUUGGAAAAGCUCUUUCUCCAGAAGAUCACAGAGAUGCCGCAGGAAGAGACGGAGAUUGCUGUGGUCAGCAAGGGACGCCGCGGGGGCAGAUGGGAGACAGCUCUGAUCACAAAGUCGGAUUCAGGACAAGACUCAUCGUCCCCCUCCACCACCCCACAUACGCGAGGCUUCUCAUCCCCGUCAACCAAUCCACAGACCCGUCCUGCACCUGCCCCUCAAGGUCCCCCUACUCUGCCCCUGGUCCAGCCUCAGCCUCAGCCUCAGCCUCCCCCACGCGUGCCUCCUACACCCACCUCCCAUGCGCAUCUGGGACCCCCAUUCCCCCUCUUAACUCAAGAUGUCCUGGCCCAAGGCAUGACCUCUGUUCCCCCUCCAGCUCCGACACACCCAGGCCUCCAUCCUGCCCCAAUGCUGCAGAGCUCCCCUGCUCUCAUCAAGCAAAGGAAGAGCCAGAAGAGAAAAGCAGACACCACCACACCCACAGCCAAUGACCAGCUCAGCGAAUCAUCUCCUGUGUCCGCCGAGGCACGGCCACGGCGAGAGAGCAGUCGUCCAUCAAAGCAGCCCAAAAGAGAGGCAUCGCAGCCGGAUUCUCAACAUCACCUGGGUGGUGGUUUGGACACGGGAGGGGUGGUAACGCCGAAACGUCAGGAGCAGUUGCGUUCCUGUGCACGCCUUGUCAGAGAGAUGCUGUCCAAGAAACACAUGGGAUACGCCUGGCCUUUUUACAAGCCUGUUGACGUAAAAGCUCUUGGCCUCCAUGACUACUACGACAUCAUCAAACAUCCCAUGGAUCUCAGCACCAUCAAGAAAAAGCUGGACAACAAACAGUACAGAGAUGCUCAAGAAUUUGCAGCAGAUGUCAGGUUGAUGUUCUCCAACUGUUACAAGUACAAUCCUCCAGACCAUGAUGUUGUUGUCAUGGCACGCAAAUUACAGGACGUGUUUGAGAUGCGUUUCGCCAAAAUGCCUGAUGAUCCAGAGGAGCCCACCCCUGUUCCCACCCCGUCAUCGGCCCUCCACCCUGCCCCCUCCACUCGACAAGCCCCGCCUCCUUCCGCUGUGUCGGAAGACGACAGCUCCAGUUCUUCCGAAUCGGAGUCCUCGGGAGGAGACUCAGAACACGAAAGGCAACAGCGAUUGGCUGAGUUACAGGAACAGCUUAAAGCUGUCCAUGAACAGUUGGCAGCGCUCUCCCAGCCGCAGGCCUGCAAGCCCAAGAAGAAAGAGAGGGAGAAGAAGGAGAAGAAGAAAGAAAAGCACAAGAAGAAGAUGGGAGCAGAGGAAACUGUGGAGGCCCCUCCAUCUGGAAUGCUUCAGGCUCCUAAGAAAAGCAAGAGCAGCAAGGAGCCAGUCAUUGGGAAGAAGGACAGGAAAAAGCCCAGUAAGAAAGAAGGAGUUAAAAUCAGCCGUCCAGCUGUGCCCCCUCAGCCUGGGCCCACCCCUCUUGUCCCCUCAGCCUCUCUUGAAGCAGAGGAUGACAUAGAUGUAUUUGGGGCUGUGUCCGCCGAAAGAUGCAAGCCGAUGUCGUACGAGGAGAAGCGCCAGCUGAGCCUGGACAUCAACAAGCUGCCCGGCGACAAACUGGGCCGCGUCGUGCACAUAAUCCAAACGCGCGAGCCUUCGCUGAAGAACUCCAACCCGGAUGAGAUUGAGAUCGACUUUGAGACGCUGAAGCCUUCCACGCUGAGAGAGCUGGAGAAAUACGUCUCCAGCUGCCUCAGGAAGAAGAAAAAACCCUCAGCAGAGAAGCCUCUGGAAAUGACAAAUGUGACAAAGAUGAAGACAGGAUCUUCAUCUUCAGGCAGCAGCGACUCCUCUGAUAGUGAAGACUCUGAGAAUGGGCUGGUUCCCAAACAGCAGAAGAAGACCUCGACUAAUAAAGACACCAAGAGACCACACCACCAGUCCCUCAGUAGCGGAGUUGGCCCAGUCCCUCUUCAGCCUCAGCCUCAGCCUCAAAUCGUCCAGUCCAAACCACCAUUUGUCCCCCCUCCUUCUGUCCCUGUUUCUGUCCCAUCUCUGGACACCUCCCAGCUGUUGACCUCAGGAUUUGAUCCUCUGGCCCACUUCAUGAACCCACACCUGACGCAGGGAAACGCAGAGCCGAAUCCAACCAUUACUACCGCUGGUGCCCCCGUCACCUCUGGCCUCCUCAACACAAACACACCCAGAAGCCAGACGCCCACUGAGACGCACCCUUUCCUAAACCAACAUCCCAUCAUACCCUCACCAGCGAUCCACAAUGCUCUUCCCCAGCAACCAUCAAGACCUAGCAACCGUGCCGCACCGCUUCCUCCCAAACCUUCACAGCCUCCCCCGUCCUCGCUCCCCUCCCUGCCUCCAUCCUCCUCUCCCCAGCUUCAGCCCUCGCUUCCACUCACCCUUCCCCAGCCUGUCCCUCGCCCUCGUGUCCCUUCACCCCCAUCACAUGGCAUCUUGGGUACCCUCUCGGCACAACCGCCUCAAGCCCUGCUGGAGGACGACGAAGAGCCGACACCCACCAGUUCUGAAACCCCACCCCUGAGCCAGGUGCACACCUACCUGCAGUCUCUCCAGGAUCGAACCACAGCGCAGACCCAGCCGAUGCACACACACACGCAUUCACCCAUGCAGGGUGCUUCUCAGCUGGUCGCUUCAAUACACACGCAGGCUAUGACGACAUCCACCCCUGCUCUGACGCAGAGACACAGCUCAGGCCACGCGCACAUGCAGCAGCCAUUUCCACACACGCACAUGUCAACGCCACAGCAGCAGAAGGGGGUGGCCCUGCAGCAGAAGGUACAACAGAUGCAGCAACAUCAACAACAGCCGUCUCCGCGAAGUAAAACAGAACCUUUCUCAACAGGUUGCCUGCGUGAGAGCCCGUCUCCCCUGAUGAUGCAUUCUCCUCAGAUGCCUCAGUUCCAUACAAUGGGACAGCAGUCACCCUCACAGACCAAGAAACAUGAGCAGAGGUCCAACCUCGUGGGGGGCAAAGAAGAGAAGCCCUCCCAGUCGCCAGUUCUGCCCCCCUCAACCUUCAGCCCUGCUAUGCGUCAGGAAACUCACAAACCUGACAACAAACACAGAUUAGAUCUGAAGCCAUUGGAUGGUUCACGCCCUGGUUCUCGCCUCCCAGACUCCCCAGCACUGCCCUGCUCGCAGCAAGACAACAAAAUUAAGCAAGAGCCCAAAACUCCCAUUGCUCCGAAGAAGACACAGGAUGUGAAGUUAAAGAAUAUGGGCUCCUGGGCCAGCCUGGCUCAAAGGUCCCAGUCCACACCAGCCUCCUCCGUUCGCUCCUCCAGCGACAGCUUUGAACAAUUCAGACGGGCCGCAAGGGAGAAGGAGGAGCGAGAACGACAGCUGAAAGCACAGGCAGAGCAGGCCAGGAGAGAGCAAGAAAAGCUACGCCGUGACGACGAAGACACAAUGGAACAAGCUCGUCGAGUGCAGGAAGACGCCCGUCGUCGCCAGGAGCAGCAGUCGCCACUUGCUCCCACACCUCCAGCCUCCACCCCACCCACUCACUCUCCACAGGCUCCACCCACACAGCCACAAGUCCCGCCCCCACCAUCCACGGCUGCGCAGAACGCGCUCGACCAGCAGAGGGAGAUGGCACGCCGCCGUGAGCAGGAGAGGCGCAGGAGAGAGGCGAUGGCUGACACCAUUGACAUCAACUUCCAGAGCGACCUGAUGGCCAUUUUUGAAGAGAACCUGUUCUGAGAGGGACAAAGAGGAUGAUGGGAGUGAGAGAAGGACCUAUAGACACACAUAAGAAAAUUAACGAAAUACAUACAGACCACAAUGCUCUGAUACACAUGGUCGCUGCUCAUACCAAUACAAACAUACACUUAAUAGUAACUGUCCCUUUCUCUCAGUAGUUGAAACAGCUGGCUUGUGUCAUAUGAAGGGGGGGGGGCGGGUGGGGAUGUGAAACUGAGAGAAGCAACCCUCUUUUCCUCCAAACUCAGAUAUGUUUUGGUGUCUGUCUUGGCGUUUACGGUUGUUGUUUCUGGGUCUCUGGGGACGACAGGUCGAAAACAGACACUGAAAUAAUCAGAUAGUCGGCUCCCUCAAGGAAAAUAAGAAUGAAAACAAGGGGACUUAACUUUUACACUUAAAAAAGUAAUGGCAAAUGGAUUUAAGUUAAGUGAAAAUUAAGAAAACCUUAUUCUCUAAUGUCUGCGAGAGAAAGGGGUUUAAUAGGAACGGGUGAACAAAUUACAAAUGGACAGAUCACUUUGUUCUUGUUUUUUCCUCUCUCCUAAUCUUGUCUCUAUUACUUUAUUUUAAGUUUGAAUUUUAACUGGGAGGGUUGGGCUGGUGUGGUCGAGUUUGUCAGGUUCAGCGGUCAUCUGAGAGUCAGUCGUUUUCUCAGGACACAGUGGAAAUGAAACGCCCCCGCCACAGUCGCACACUUUUCUAAAACAUCCUUCCUCCCUUCACUUCCUGCUACUGCUCCCUCUUCAGUCACGAAUUGAAGAGGAGGGGAUUUCAGAGAUGCUCGGUCUGUGUGCAAAUUCAGUGAGAGAGGCUGAUGAGGAAGGAAUGAUGGCAUUUUAAAAGUUUCAGAGUGUGUCCUUUGCCUUAGCGCUCUGGCCUGUAAACUAAUGAUCACACCCUACAAAUUAUACAUAUUAUAUAUAAAUAGAUACAUGAAUAUAUAUUAUAUACGACGUAAAGUCAAUGAAAAAGAACAUGAGAGGGAUUUGGAUUGCGGGGAGCAAAGCUAGUCUCUGUGUUCAUCUCUAAGCUCUGGUUUUGAUUUUGUAGAAUUUACUGUAAAGAAGAAGAAAAAACUUUUUUAUGAUUCUAUUGAGAGGAUUGUUUCGUCUGUCUUAUUCUCUCUCCUACCUUUCCUGUUUUGUUUUUGUUUUUCGUUUUUGUUUUUCUUUCUCGACUAUGCCAAAACCAAUCUAUUGAGUGCUGAAAGUUCAUUCACAUUUUUUACAUAAAAUGCAUUUUCUUUUCACUUUAUAUUAAAGGCUACGUUUUUAUUGCUAUUUAAUUUUCCUUUAUCCCCUUUUAAAUCCGAAGUUAUGCAGCAGUUUGCUCUGUAAUAGUUUGAGGAAGUGGUUCAUGCUCGGCCCCAUCAUUCUGUAGUUGUCCGAUAAAUCUGCACUUAAAUGUUUCAUUACUUACUUACGUCUUUUUUUCAUUAUUUCUUCUUAUCAUGUUUUCUUAGCCACCUUGUCCGCCACUCUCUUCUUCACAGCUUCUGCCGUCUGUAUAAUAGGUUCAUGUUUUGUCAUUCUGUCUUUUAGUUUUUAUUUUUGAAAUGUUUUUGUCGUCCGUGGUAACAGUUUUGGGAUGUCGUGUGCCAUUGUGUUUUUCUGGAAGCGAGAGAUUUUCCCAGCUUCUGUAGGUUGGCCCAGAGAUCUGUGAGUGAAUUCUAUAAUCACUUUCUUUCUUUCUUUUUUUUUUAAUGUUUCAUUCAUUUCUUUUCCCUUUUCAUAUCUGAUUGUUUUGAGUUUAUUUUGUUUUGUUUUCCCUUUGCUAUUUUCCUUCGGUUUAUUUUACCCAGGGCAACCUGUUGGCAUGUUGGUGAGUGAGGCAUUGAGGUCAAUAGAUUCAUCUUGUUCAGAGUACAACAUCUUUUUUAAGAAAAGUAUUAAAAUAAUAUUUAAAAAAAAAAA
Messenger RNA from Toxotes jaculatrix (banded archerfish), 6357 nucleotides. RefSeq names its product bromodomain-containing protein 4-like. NCBI's taxonomy places the organism in Eukaryota, Metazoa, Chordata, Actinopteri, Toxotidae. Gene Ontology annotation, cellular component: nucleus; chromatin. Gene Ontology annotation, biological process: chromatin remodeling; positive regulation of transcription elongation by RNA polymerase II. The record is from RefSeq and is a predicted model, not a curated record. Bases 341 to 4444 code for a protein of 1367 amino acids. The transcript is spliced from 22 exons.